UUUCGAUUGUCUUGAAGUGCGAAACUGAUCACUAGUUGCUAUUAGACGGUUAUUUGAUUUAUUAUUCAAAACCAGGUUCCCACGGGUUGGAAAUUCUUUGGUAAUUUAAUGGAUGCUGGACUGUGUUCAGUUUGUGGUGAAGAAAGUUUUGGGACUGGUUCGGACCACAUUCGUGAGAAGGAUGGAAUCUGGGCAGUUUUGGCCUGGCUAUCCAUACUUGCAUAUAAAAACAAAGAUAAUCUUGAAAGCAAGCUUGUAACAGUUGAAGACAUUGUUCGCCAGCAUUGGGCUACUUAUGGGCGCCACUAUUAUACUCGAUAUGACUACGAAAAUAUGGAUGCAGGUGCAGCAAAGGAACUGAUGGCACAUUUGGUCAAACUGCAGUCCUCACUCCCAGAAGUCAAUGAGAUUAUUAAGGGGGCAAGUUCAGAUGUGUCAAAGGUUGUCCACGGUGAUGAAUUUGAAUACAAUGAUCCUGUGGAUGGUUCCAUUUCAUCACACCAGGGCAUCCGAUAUUUGUUUGAGGAUGGAUCCCGAUUGAUCUUCCGCCUCUCUGGAACUGGAUCAGAAGGUGCAACUAUUCGACUAUACAUCGAGCAAUAUGAGAAGGAUCCAUCAAAGAUUGGGAGACUUUCACAUGAAGCACUUGCACCUCUUGUGGAGGCUGCUUUGAAACUUUCAAAGAUGGAGGAGUUCACCGGCCGAUCUGCCCCCACAGUCAUCACAUAAAUGCAUACUUCAGGAACCAAGUCAUUUCCUAUUGUCUGUCAAAAUUCCAAUCCUAUGUUAAUUUUACGAGUAGCCAACCUAUAUUGUUGGUUGUUUUCAGCCCUUACUAUGGGCAGUUGAGUGGAAUUUGUAUUACUUUAACUAAAUUUUGAUGUGCUAAAUAAUUCAAAACUGCCGAGUGCUGAUUAUAUAUGUUCUUAACAUGAUGUUAAUUCCUCUUUUGCUGGAA
This is a messenger RNA of Vicia villosa (hairy vetch), 958 nucleotides long. Its product is annotated as phosphoglucomutase, cytoplasmic-like. Bases 109 to 729 code for a protein of 206 amino acids. The transcript is spliced from 6 exons. Gene Ontology annotation, biological process: carbohydrate metabolic process. Gene Ontology annotation, molecular function: phosphoglucomutase activity. NCBI's taxonomy places the organism in Eukaryota, Viridiplantae, Streptophyta, Magnoliopsida, Fabales, Fabaceae. Gene Ontology annotation, cellular component: cytosol. The record is from RefSeq and is a predicted model, not a curated record.